Molecule: messenger RNA, 2331 nt
Organism: Torulaspora globosa
Lineage: Eukaryota; Fungi; Ascomycota; Saccharomycetes; Saccharomycetales; Saccharomycetaceae
Gene: PMT2
Product: dolichyl-phosphate-mannose-protein mannosyltransferase PMT2
Exons: 1
Coding region: 1-2331 (776 amino acids)
Biological process (GO): protein O-linked glycosylation via mannose
Cellular component (GO): membrane; endoplasmic reticulum
Molecular function (GO): dolichyl-phosphate-mannose-protein mannosyltransferase activity
Source: RefSeq, a predicted model, not a curated record
AUGAACGUAGAUUCAGGUUCCGUCAAUGAAAGUACACUUAAACAAGCAAUUGAAGGACCAAUCGAGGCGCAAUUGCAGUCUAGGAUGUCGUCUGCCACUGGUUUCGAUGGCAGCUUGAGGGAUGAUUCCAAAAGUGUUAGACGGAGGAAAAAUGAGGAAGUAUUGGAGGCUGAUUCUCCGAUGGAACAAGAAGAUCUGUCCAAGCUGAAGAAUGAGAAAAUAUGCGCGUUUACUAGGUUGGAAUCCAUUGUUAUGCCAAUCGUGUUUACUGCUUUGGCAUUUUUCCUGCGGAUGUAUAAGAUUGGCAUCAAUGAUCACGUUGUAUGGGACGAGGCUCACUUUGGUAAAUUUGGUUCUUACUACUUGAGACACGAGUUUUAUCACGAUGUCCAUCCUCCUUUGGGGAAGAUGCUUGUGGGACUCUCUGGCUACCUCGCUGGCUACAAUGGCUCGUAUGACUUCAACUCGGGAGAACUGUAUCCCGAAUAUGUGGACUACGUCAAGAUGAGAUUGUUCAAUGCAGCUUUCUCUGCACUUUGCGUUCCUUUGGCGUACUAUACGGCCAAGAAUAUUGGGUUCUCGCUCCCAACCGUGUGGCUUUUCACUAUUCUAGUCCUUUUCGAGAAUUCAUUCACAACGCUGGGUAAAUUCAUCCUUCUGGAUUCCAUGCUUUUAUUCUUCACAGUGGCAUCUUUCUUCUGUUUCGUUACAUUCUACCAGCAGAGGUCGAAGCCUUUCAGCAGGAAGUGGUGGAAGUGGAUGUUAUUGACGGGUAUCAGUAUGGGAUGCGCAAUUUCGGUGAAAAUGGUAGGUCUGUUUGUCAUCACAGUUGUUGGAAUCUACACUGUCGGCGAGCUGUGGAAUUUCCUCUCGGACAAGAAGAUGACAUGGAAGACGUAUACUAUGCACUGGGUCGCCAGAGUCAUUUGCCUGAUUAUUGUUCCAUUCGUCGUGUUUAUGCUGUGCUUCAAGAUUCACUUUGAUCUCUUAUACCGCUCAGGAACUGGUGACGCUAAUAUGCCGUCGUUAUUUCAGGCUAACCUCGUUGGUACCGAAGUUGGUGAAGGUCCACGUGAUGUUGCUAUAGGGUCCUCGUUAAUCUCUAUCAAGAAUCAGGCUUUGGGUGGUUCGCUGUUACAUUCACACGUUCAGACUUACCCUGAGGGUUCAUCUCAACAGCAGAUUACUGGUUAUGGCUUUAAAGAUGGCAACAAUUUGUGGUUUUUUGACAGACCCAGAGGAUCACCUCACUAUAGUGAGAACGAAACUGACGUUGAAUAUGCUCAAGCUGGCAUGACUUACAGAUUAGUUCACCAAAAAACUGGUAGAAAUUUGCAUACGCACCACAUUCCUGCUCCAAUCUCCAAGUCCGCCUGGGAAGUUUCUGGCUACGGUGAUCAUUUGAUCGGAGACGAAAAAGACCACUGGAUCGUUGAAGUUGUUGCGCAGAAUGGCAAUGAAGAUAAGUCAAGAUUACAUCCAUUGACCACUUCAUUCCGUUUGAGAAGUGCUGCUCUGGAUUGUUACCUGGCUCAGACUGGGCAUCAUCUACCAGAGUGGGGAUUCAGACAAUCGGAAAUGGCUUGCUUGAAAAACCCUUUCAAAAGAGAUAAGAGAACAUGGUGGAAUAUCGAGAGCCAUGAAAACGAGGUUUUGCCCGCCAGGCCCGAUGACUUCAAGUAUCCAAAGACGAAUUUUUUCAAGGAUUUCAUCCAUCUAAACCUGGCGAUGAUGGCUACAAACAAUGCUUUGAUCCCAGAGUCAGAUAAGCUGGAUAGCUUGGCGUCUUCUGCUUGGCAGUGGCCAACUUUGAAUUUGGGUUUAAGACUAUGUGGCUGGGGCGAUGACAACAUCAGAUAUUUCUUGCUUGGUACGCCCCUAACCACUUGGUCCUCUAGUGUGGCAGUGGUCCUAUUUGCCAUCUUUGUUGCCGUUUUGAUUCUUAGAUGGCAAAGACAAUAUACCGACCUUUCGAAUUCAGAAGAUGCCAGUGUCUUCUUGAUUGGAGGUCUUUUCCCCAUGCUUGCCUGGGGCUUGCACUUCAUGCCAUUUGUCAUAAUGUCAAGAGUCACGUAUGUUCACCACUAUCUACCAGCACUUUACUUUGCCUUGCUAGUGAUGUCGUAUCUUUUCGAAGUCGGCACUAAACGUUGGAUCAAGUCAAAAUGCGGGAAGGUAAUGAGAAUUUGCAUCUAUGCCGCUUACUGUACCGCCGUCAUAGCGUGCUUCUUCUACUUUUCUCCAAUCUCCUUCGGAAUGGAAGGACCUGUCUCUGAUUUCGAGUAUCUCGACUGGUUGCCAGGCUGGUUCAUCUCUAAUAAGAACAAAUGA